This is a messenger RNA of Mauremys mutica (yellowpond turtle), 6115 nucleotides long. RefSeq names its product zinc finger protein CKR1-like. Lineage: Eukaryota; Metazoa; Chordata; Testudines; Geoemydidae. Gene Ontology annotation, molecular function: DNA-binding transcription repressor activity, RNA polymerase II-specific; RNA polymerase II cis-regulatory region sequence-specific DNA binding. The transcript has 3 exons. The record is from RefSeq and is a predicted model, not a curated record. Gene Ontology annotation, biological process: negative regulation of transcription by RNA polymerase II. Bases 3320 to 4882 code for a protein of 520 amino acids.
GGGUUUGGUUUCCGGAGCGAGACGGGGUGACUGGUAGUGGCGGCGGGCGCCAGCUCCAUUGUGACCCGAGAUCGCGGGCUGAGCCGCUGCUGCGGUGGGUCGGAAACCUGCAUUAACCCCGCUCGGUGCCCAGCCGGGGGGACUCUCUGCGGGGGCUGGAACCAGCCCCUGGGGCAGCCCCGGGCUCUGCCGACACCAGCCCCUGAGCCGGAGCCUGCAGCUGCUGGUGACGUUGGAGGAGGCGACUGUUUCACCAUGGAGCCCUGGGUGAUGCUGGAUCCGCGGCAGAGAGCCCUGUACCGGGAUGUCAUGCAGGAAAGCUAUGAGACCCUGAUGUCCCUGGGUGAGGAACUCUUUUCAUCUCUCUCUUCUCUUCUCUCCAACUUAAAUCCACUCUUUCAUGCCUACCCCAACCCCCCUUACCCCCUCCAUGAAGACGGGACAGGGAGGAGAAGAAAGGCAGGGAGCUGCAGCCUAGGAAGCCAGAUGUGAAGAAGCAGGUAUCAUGCCAGUGUGGCUAGAAAGCCCCACAAGAAUCCUUGACACUGACUGAGUAUUAAACGUUUCAUGAAUCCUAAGCAAGUCGCCACAGAGCACUGUGCUUUGCUGAUAGUGAAGGGCAGACUGAAGAGCUCUCGUAGGAUUAAGGAGCAGCAGGAAGUAGCCAGGGGCUGGAUGAGUGGAAAGGACGCAGGGCUCAAGGUGGGCCACAGUUCUCAAACCAGAUGGUUUUUCUUGGGAAGAGUCAGCUUCCCCUCCCCCAAAGAAUUGUCAAAGGUUUUGGCGCAAAAAAAGCCACUUUUUUUGGAUACUUGUUUUCCCGAAAUUUGUUUCAAAGCCAUUAUCAACAGUGUUUUUUUGUUUCCCAAGAAGUGGAAUUUUGGGGGGAAAUGAAAAACUUCCAUACACGUUUUUGGGGAAAAUUGAAUUAAAAAAAAAUGUGGGAUACUGAGAUUAAAACAACUUUGCAAUUUUUUGCCUGAAUAUUGAUUUAUUUGUUCAUUUUUCAACCGUGGGAGCUGGAGACUGAGAUAGGAAGGGUCUGACACCAGGGCAAGGGGAUACCGGGGAGAGGCAGAGGGGACCAGACGACAACCGAAACCGUGGAGCGAGGAGGGGGCUGAGGACAGAGGCCACAAGUCCAAAGGCGGAGCUGGCAGAGCUGCGAGUGCGGUGGGAGGACGUGGAGGGAAGGCCUGGGGGAAAUGGGGUCAGGGCUGUGGCCGUGGAGAGUGCAAUGAGGAUGUGUUUGGGGGGAUAGGUCAGGCCAGGAGCUGGUUGCUAGCUCGGCUAAUGGAGAGGGGGAAGUUGGGCUGGAUGGAAGCAGAGCACAAAAGCCCAGAACUUCAAAGAUGUUUAGGAGCUGGGCCGGAGAGGGAUGGAGGGAGAGGAGAGAUGGAGAAAUCAUCUAGAAUGGAGGAGAACAGAGGCCUGCCUGAAAGGGGAGGCCCCAGAGGACAGAGAUUGUGGCAGGGGAUAAGAAGGGCUGGCAGGCAGGAGGCGAUGGGGACUGAAAGGAGAAGCUGAUGAAACUGAGGUGGGGAACUGAAGAUCUGAGGCAAAGCAGAGAAACUGUCAGUUUCCCAGUUCAGUAACCAGGAGGAACUGCCUGGAUGGCGUCUGUCAGGGCCCCAAACCGCCCAGGCUAAUGCAUGAGAAUUGGUUGUAGGUGCUUGGACCCCCCGUCCCACCACAAACAGCUCUGGGUUGGCUCUCCCAGCGUUUGCAGGAGAGCAUCAUUAGCUCUUUUUGUUUGUUUUUUAACAGAGGAGGCCUGGGGUAAAAUGAGUGGAAGAACCAGGAAUUAAACCUGGGUCUCCUUCCUGACCACAUUGUCGCUCCUCGGCUGCUCUGAACGGUCCGUAAUACAGCCCUGCGAACAACAGCACACUGAAAUCUGUGUCAUUUAUAGAUUUAGUGCAAAAUCUGCUUGUUUUAUUGAUAGUCUACACGCUCUAGGCCGGGGGAAGGAAGGUGUCCGCAGAGUCAGAGGACAAAAGGGGAGGAUGGCUCGGACUAGCACAGAGCGGGAUGACACAGUCAGGGCCUUUGGUCUACACCAGAGAAUGAAGCCAUUCAAGAUGAACAGCUGUAAUCCCAAGGGGCUCAGUGCUGGCCCGGCUUACUAAACCACUCCCCUGAAGGUUUGUCCUGCAUUCACCUCUCAAAUGGCAGUGCCCUCUGGGUAGCCUCUCCGGCAGCUGGAGAGUCCACUGAUGCUGCUAUGAGUUUUAUUACGGCAGCUGUGAGGACUCCAACUGAGACUGGGAUUCUGUUGUACUUCACCCCACUCUCAAACCUAGCCGGUGCGGAUGCCUGCUCUGAAGAGCUUGUACUUCAAACAGAUAAAGGGUGGGAGGGAAAACAGAGGCAGUGACUCGCCCGAGAUCACCCAGGAAUAGAAUCUGGGCAUCCCAACUGCCAGCCCAGCGGAGUGUCCACAGGACCGGCUGUGGUUCAGCCGCAGGACUAGUCUGGCAGGCCUGGCUAGCUUACCUUCACCGCGGUACUAACCCCGCGGUACUAACCCCGUGGCAGGGCGUGGAUCAGCGUUCAUGUCGCCCUCCCCAUCAGUACCCAGCCCCGGGAAGCUAAUGAUCCAGCCAACAGGUCCAAUUCGGUGAUGAACCCUGGUCACAUGCCCCCUGAGGCGUGUCGUGCUAAGAAGACUAAUGCAGGUCAGACUUCAGCCCUGGAAAGUCCUUACUCCCAUAGCCCAGGUCAUAACUGUGCACAGCACGUUUGCAAGCGGACCCAGGGCGUGCUACAAGCGUGCGGGCAGGUUGAAACAGCUCUUAGCACAGUUAAUUUCUCUGGUGCAGUCAAGGCCACAGAGUGGACAGAACAGCAACAUCUAUGGUCGUCUUCUAGGGCUGAGCAGGCUAUAAAGACCAGAGGAUGGGCCAUAAGACAGGAGGUUUGGAGGAGAUGGACAGAGAGGAACGACAGUGAGUAAGUGUAAAAGAAGGCAGCACAGACUUGAAGUCUGUGAGCUUGGAGUCAGUAGAGUUAAGGGGAGUUGUGAGUGGCAGGGGCAGGAGGAUGAACUGGGGGACAGGGAAAUGAGAUGAGGCUUGGAUUGGAAAGAGAGAGGAGAACACAUCACAGAGACCAGGCCAGGAGAGAGGGAUUCAGCUGUUGAACAGCUGAGCCAGCAAAGAGCUGGGGAAGAAAAGACACCCCCAGGACAAGGGGGCAGCCAGAGAGGCAGAAUCAGAGAGCAAGGAGCUGGAGUAGAGACACCUAAUGAACCGUGAUAUCACCUGUUUUUCCCCUACGAGCACUAUUUCCGAUUUCUAAACCCGACCUGAUCUCCUGGAUGGAACGAGGGGAGGAGCCAUCCGCCCGGGAUUUCCAGGGACGGGAGAGCCCCCGAGGAGCCCCCGCAGCAGCUGAUGGUUUGGUGAGCGACAACGAGGAGGAGGAUGCUGAGGAGGAGGAGGAGGAGGAAGGCUCAGAGGAAUUGGAACCACGCACGUCUCAGAACCCUGAGUGGGAAAAGAGCCCUGCUGACUCCGAUGAACAAAAGAAAGCCCAGCCAGGGAAGAAGCAUGACAAAGCCACGCAGCGCGGUCCAGGCCUGAGGAAGCCGAAGGGCACGGUGGCCCAGACUCGCUGUGGCGACUGCAGGAAGAGUUUCGAGUGUGGGGCGGCUGGGGGCCGGCAGCGGAAGGGCAAGCCGACCGAGGAGCGCGCCAAACCCUUCCGCUGCCAGGACUGCGGCAAGAGCUUCAUCUGGGCCUCGCACCUGGAGCGGCACCGGCGCAUCCACACUGGCGAGCGCCCCUUCCGCUGCCCCGAGUGCGGGGAAAGCUACAGCCAGAGCUCCCACCUGCUGCAGCACCGCCGCACCCACACCAGCGACCGGCCCCACAAGUGCGGCGACUGCGGGAAGCGCUUCGCCCGGCCUGACGAGCUGGCCGCCCACCAGCAGGGCCACGCGGCGGACAAACCCCACAAGUGCAGCCACUGCGGCAAGGGCUUCAUCUGGGCCUCCCACCUGGAGCGGCACCGGCGCAUCCACACCGGGGAAAAGCCGUUCAAGUGCCCCGAGUGCGGGGAAUCCUUCAGCCAGAGCUCCCAUCUGUCAAAGCACCGGCGCAGCCACACGGGGGAGCGCCCCUACCGCUGCCCGCACUGCGGGAAAAGUUUCUGUCAGAGCUCGGACCUAGCCCGCCACAAGCGGACCCACCUGGGCAAGAAACCCCUGCGCUGCGGCGACUGCGGGAAGUGCUUCCGAGCCGGGCCGGCCCUGGCCCGGCACCAGCGCUCCCACCGGCGGGAGAGGGCCCACCGCUGCAGUGACUGCGGCAAAGGCUUCGUCUGGGCCUCUCACCUGGAGCGGCACCGGCGGGUCCACACGGGCGAGCGCCCCUUCCCCUGCACCAGCUGCGGGGAGCGCUUCGCCCAGAAGGCCCACCUGCUCCAGCACCGCAAGACCCACUCCCCCGACCGGCCUUACAAGUGUGGGGACUGCGGCAAGCGCUUCGGGGACAACGCCGCCUUCCUGGCCCACCAGCAGGGCCAUGCGGCGGAGAAGAGCUACAAGUGCAGCGACUGCGGGAAAGGCUUUGCCUGGGUCUCCCACCUGGAGCGGCACCGGCGCAUCCACACUGGAGAAAAGCCUUUCAAGUGCCCCGAGUGCGGGGAAUCCUUCAGCCAGAGCUCGCAUCUCACCAAGCACCAGCGCAGCCACCUGGGCAAGCGGCCCUACAAGUGUAGCGAGUGCGGGAAGGCCUUCAGCCUCACUCUCGACCUCAUCAUCCACCAGCGGACCCACAUGGGCGGCAAACCCUAUAAGUGCUCCCGGUGCAGGAAAGGAUUCACCCGCCGGGCCAACCUCAUCAAACACCAGAGGAGCCAUGGGGAGGAGGAGCCCUGAGGGGAUGCACGGACUGGGCUGCAGGGUGGAGGGAGCCAAAGGGGGAUAGGAUAAACACGACAGUGGGAGGCUAACAAGAGCUUGUGUGGUGGGGAAUGGUAUAAAUGUGAGGCUCAGAGACUAACAGGAUAGAGGGAGGGUAUAGAUGUGAUACUUGGCUGCUAAUGAGGUGGGGGAGCAGUAUAAAUGUGACACAGGGAGGCUAAUGGGGGAACAGUAGAAAAGUGACACAUGGAGGCUAAUGUGGGGGAACAAUAUAAAUGUGUCACAGAUGCUAAUAGUGUGGGGGAAUGGUAUAAAAGUGAUACAUGAAGGCUAAUGCUUGGGGAACAAUAUAAAUGUGACACAGAUGCAGUAUAAAUGACCCUUGGCGCAGCCGCCCUGGGAUUCCCUGUGUCUCACAGUAGAGUUGCCAGUUUUGGUGGGAUGUAUUCCUGGAGGUUUCAUCGCAUGACGUAAUCUAAUUAAAGAUUAAUCUUUCAUUCCUGGAGACUCCAGGACAAUCCUGGAGGGGUGGCAAACCUAGUCCCUCGAAAGGCAUUUCCAGAUGUCUCAGAGCGUGUCAACUGGCCUGGACCGCCGCCAGUCACCGAGGGAGACAAAAAACCUGGCAGGCCAGCUAGUCAUCGCCCCCCGCUCCCCAUUUGCUAUGGGGUCCUGUGUAGGGAUAAUGGAGAUUUAAACAGAGACUCUGCUGCACUCACCUCUCCCCCCUGCAAUAUGCCCAGGAUGGCCCAGACCCUCAAAGGUAUUUAUUCCUUUGAUAUCAGUGGAUUUUAGGAGCCUAAAUGUCAUUGAGAUUCUGGGCCAACAUCCGCAGGGUGAGAAAAGCCUCCACCAGGAUCGGAGCUGCAGAUGCUGCUAUGACUUGCCCUUGCCUGGGAGAGCAGCUGCCAGCAAAUAAGGGGUUCGUGCCGGGCAGGCAGCGGCCGCAGCAAGGCCAUUGCUUUGCUCCAGCAGAUCUGAGCUCCCCGAGGACAGAAUCGGUUCCUUUUGUCACCAGAUCCCAGAGUGGCUCCCCAGAGGCCUGUCGUCUCCCAACCCCUGUAGGAAUGUCCGUCUGACGCUUCCGGGAGCUGGGAUCUGUUUGUGGCCGCAUUCUUGGAUUUUUUUUUUUUUGGAGUGCAUCGUGUCGAGUUUAGUUCCCCACCACUGAGUCGUAGACGAUGGUUUAUUUGUGACUUUUCUUGCUUUCUGUUGGAGGCAAAUAAAAUAGAAUGUAGUUUUACCAGC